This is a messenger RNA of Ornithodoros turicata, 1569 nucleotides long. RefSeq lists its product as uncharacterized. The transcript is spliced from 4 exons. The record is from RefSeq and is a predicted model, not a curated record. Lineage: Eukaryota; Metazoa; Arthropoda; Arachnida; Ixodida; Argasidae. Bases 1 to 1569 code for a protein of 522 amino acids.
AUGCACAGCGCCGGAAGCAGUAGACUGGAAAGCCUUCAUAAAGAGCCGGGGGGGUUCAAGGGCUCCUGUUCUCAUAAAAGGACAUCGCACGAGCUGCAUCGUGCCCACAUCUUGAAGACGCCCCAAAGUUUCAUCUCUCAAGAUCUGGUCGCCAUGACAUCAGCCAAAUCCUACUACGUACUUUUCUGGAGUACCUACCUAACCCUCCUGCAUGUCAUCGCCACCGCAUCAUCUGCCUCAAAUUCGACGAAAGUGGGUGCCACUUCUGCCUCCUGGAGCUUCCCUAUAACCAGCAGUAUAUUGCAGACGACACCUCCUAGUUACCUCCAGAACCAUGCUUCUGCUUACAGCCCUUUGAGGACAAGCGCUCCAACCUCACAGACAUUCCCUCACAAUUACUACACGACACCGGCCACCAUCACAACGUCAACGACGACAUACUCUCCACCUUAUAACCCACUCGACUACUACUUCAACGGUAAGCGAAAGACAAAGUCACCAAGCAAGACAUCGCAGACGACAGCAUACAAGAAGCCUCCGUCUGCUACCUAUUACACUCCAGAGUACGACGACGAAAGCCUUGAAGAGAGUCGGGAAAGUUACGUAAGCAGAACCGAUAAGGAUGAAGACGAAAUCGGUCCAACGUACGUUCGAACCAAGUACGGCUACGCGACAAGAAACCCUUUGCUAGCAGACGACACAAGAAAAACAUCUAGUAGCAGUAAAAACAAAGAAAAGGGGUCCAGUAGCGACAAACAUUAUGUCGCUGCACCGUCCGAAUUGUACGGCUAUAAAGGUUACGACUAUGCCGAUGCCAGUUUCGGUGACUUUGAGGGGCAUCCUUAUCCGCAUCACCUAAGGCACAAGCAUGGGGCGAAGGGACUUUCUGCGUUCCUGCUAGGCCUACUACCCUUAGGACUUCUCAUGGCAGCGCUUGUGCCCAGCUUUGUGAAUCUUCCAGUAGCUGCCACAGUUGGUGCCGCCACUGUUGGAGCAGCGGGAAGGAGGAGGAGGAGGUCUUUGGAAGAGAACAAUCCGCUGCUGCACACCGUUCUGAGUAAUUUAGAUGACUUGGAAUGCUUGCAACGUGUCUUCUGCGAAGUAGCGGUUCAAGGAAGUGCCCCAGAAGCAAAGCCCGUGCAGAAGGCGUUCUACUACAUGACCACGCUCAGUAACUUGCAGAGAAUCAACCAGGAUAAUCAGCGCUCGAUGAAGAAACUCUCGAGCAUUAUCGCUCGCACUGCAGCUGCGCUACAGCAGACUCCAAGCAGAUUGGGCAAAAGGCUGGUCGAGGGGAUUCAAGCCACUCCUCCGAGCAGUUGGAGAAGCCAAGUGCGAAGCCUUCCAAUGCAGAGCCAUGAUGAACAGUGCUCAGAAAAGCGCUUCAACGACAAGAAAGAAGGGAGCAACCGUAAGACGGCCAGCGAAGGAGAAAGAACGCUAACGCUACAAAGUGAAAGAAGGACCUCCAAUGCGGCACUGGAAGGACGGGCAGCUCAAGAGUUGCAGCAGGUGGUAUCAGUGUGUGACGAUAGACUGCUCCCUCUGAUCACCAUCGGGGUGGUUUGA